Molecule: messenger RNA, 1307 nt
Organism: Paramacrobiotus metropolitanus
Lineage: Eukaryota; Metazoa; Tardigrada; Eutardigrada; Parachela; Macrobiotidae
Exons: 4
Coding region: 3-1292 (429 amino acids)
Molecular function (GO): protein binding
Source: RefSeq, a predicted model, not a curated record
CGAUGCCUUCCGAUCCCCGGGCGUUCUAUAAUUUCGACGUGGGCUGUCGGGUGUUUGCCCGGGCGGCCACGGGGACGGUGACGUUCGUCUGCGCCGAAGUGCACGGUGAUGCAUUGGGACGUAGUAUGUUCUGGACGGACGAUGACCUGAAGAUAGCCUGCCAGCUAUGCCUUACUGCGCAGCAACCCAGCACUGCAUCUGGUAUCAUCCGGGACGGCUGUGGUAUGCAAGCCCUCCAGCCGGAUGAUGAAGAAAUGCAUAUCAAUGAGCUUCCGUAUCCGGUUCUGGCACACAUUCUCCUGCAUUGCGAUAUGAUUACUCAACUGUGGCUAGAUCGGGUGUGCAUUCUGUGGAGACUUCUUUUGGAAGAUUACGCCGUGGCCCGACAGCGCCUCCGCAUUCUCGAUAUCUCAUGCCUCAUGGCCGAAACCCCCGUAGAAGAAGAAUUCAACAUCGAAUGCCAUUAUCAAACUUACCGACUCGUGCUGAGGCUGGACCACAGCCUGACCGUAUCGACGCAGACACUAGCAUUAGUGGACACCGUGGGAUGUUUCGAUCCAACUAAGGAAAUAGACUGGCAGGACGCCGCCGGAUACGCUCAUUAUAUGAAGAGGCACGAUUUUCACGACCGACUGAAGCUUAUCCGCCAUACACUCAAAGCCCAAAAUCAACGUGUACCGUUGAUCAUCAUCAAGGACGGUGGUGAUUGUCCGGAAUCUGUGAGCCCGGUGUUAAUGGAUAUCAGAGACGAGGGAGAGGAGGCUCCCCGGUACGAGUGCCGUGCACAGCGCCAGUGGAUGGAGGUGUGUCAACAGUUGCUGUUCGUCAACUACACCGCCGCCAUUCCAACGGGUCUGCAUCAUAAGUCCAUACUAGACGCGCUGUUCUAUUACGGUGCCGCCGACCGGACGUGGCUGGAGGAUGGGCACCGGGUGGAGCGCGGGAUGCAUGAACAGGGAGCGCAUCUGCAGAUCCACAUUCCGGUCCUGCGUUUCCACUGCACGGAGUCGGCGGCGGAACAGUGUCGGCGUUUCAUCGUGGCGGUUAAUGACAACUGUCCGCCCGUUAGUCAGCAGAUGAUGGAAAAGGUCACGGGGGUGCUGGCACGUUGGGUGCAGACACUGGCCUAUCCCGGCCAAUGGACCGGCAUCCGCAGGUUCCUCAACCUGUUUAGUAAUAUUGGUCUGAAUGACCAUCCUCAGUCGUGGGAUGACGUUGACUUGAGACAGCUAAAUGUGGCUGUGCUCAGUCGUUUAGCCAUGCACAUUCUGGACGAAUUCUUCCAAGACUGAUCAAGCGGAAAGGAG